AUGAUUUUUGUUUUGUUUUGCUUUUGUUUUCCAGAGCCUAGCAAGCCUUUGAAUCUGACAGUCAUCAGAGCGACAUCGACGACUAUCGAAUUAUCUUGGGCGAAACCAGAACACGAAAAUGGAGACAUCAAAGGUUAUAGAAUAUAUUUCAUGCAUGGAAAUUAUACGGAUGUUCGUACGACGUCGACACCAGUUUUGGCUCACACGCUUGAUACUCUAAGACCGUAUACGGAAUAUAAAAUUUGGGUGAAAGCAUACACGUGGAAAAAUGAAGGACUUCAAUCGGAUUCGGUCAGGUACAGGACGGAUGUUGGGGGUCCGAGCGCUCCGACAAUAACAAAUUUAACGUGCCAAAGCAACAACACGUUGUUCGUUGAAUGGAAAAGGCCCAAACCGGCCGAUUAUUACAUAUCGGUCGAUCAAUAUUUUAUUUUGUACAGGAAUUACGAUUCGAGCGAAUUCGAAGAAAAAUCCGUUACUCCAGCGGAAUCAUUGGGAAAUAACACGGGAUUGUUUCAAACGUUGUUAACGAAUUUGACGUCGGAUACUUUGUACGAGAUCCAAGUUCAAGCAGGGACAAAGAGUAUUUACUACGAUAAAGAAUUGAUCAGAGGUUCGUUAUCCGGAACGAGAAGAAUAUUUGUAAAAACAGAAUGUGACAAAUAUACGCCCCUACUGAGUCAAGUCUCGAACGAAUUGAGUGCGGGAAUGAUAGCAGGUCUCAUAUGCGUCGUGGCUGCAUUAUUGGUUGCUUUGUCCGUUCUUGUCGUUUGGAAAAAAUGUUUUAAAGCGAGUUAUUAUUAUUUGGACGAUCCGACAUCCAUGUCCGUGCCUACAGCUUGCGAUUGGGACCAGCACAAGGAAAACGGUGUCAAUACUGCCAUUCCGAUUCAUUUAUUUGCUAAACACGUGGCUAGUCUUCAUUCGGAUGGAGACAUCGGGUUCAGUAAGGAAUACGAAACUAUACAGAACUCGCCGACGGAAGGUCACACCGUAAUUAAUUCUCAAUUACCGGACAACAAAAUGAAAAAUCGUUAUUUGAACAUUUUAGCAUACGAUCACACGAGAGUUCAUUUGCUCCCGCUUCCAGGUCAGAAAAAAUCAACGGAAUAUCUCAAUGCCAAUUAUAUCGACGGAUUUCAAAGAUCUCGAGCCUAUAUUGGAACUCAAGGUCCUCUUCCGGCAACAUUCAAUUGUUUUUGGCGUAUGGUUUGGGAACAAAGAGUCGGAAUUAUCGUCAUGAUAACGAAUCUCAUAGAAAGAGGCCGAAGAAAAUGCGACAUGUAUUGGCCGAAAGAAGGAACCGAAGUUUAUGGCGUGAUAAGUGUCACGAUGGUUCGAGAGGACAUAAUGGCAACGUAUACGAUUCGAACGUUUCAAAUACGUCAUCUUAGAGAGAGGACAGUUCUUCAAUAUCAUUAUACGAAUUGGCCCGAUCACGGUACUCCUGAUCAUCCCCUUCCGAUUUUGCGUUUCGUGAGCAAAUCUUCGGCAGCUAAUCCGCCCGAUGCUGGACCGAUAAUCGUUCAUUGCAGUGCCGGAGUCGGGAGAACGGGUGCUUAUAUCGUCCUAGAUGCCAUGCUCAAACAAAUAAGAGCUAAGGGAGAAGUCAACAUAUACGGAUUUCUUCGGCACAUACGAACGCAACGUAAUUUUCUAGUCCAAACAGAAGAACAGUAUGUGUUCAUACACGACGCAUUGGUCGAAGCAAUCGAAAGUGGAGAAACAAAUAUACACCAAGGGUAUUUGUCGCGGUAUCUAUCGACGAUGGUAGCGAAUCCUCAAUGCGACAAAUCAUUGCCGGGUAUCUUGGUCACUUCCUUCCGAGCCGAAGAUUAUAAUACAAUAUCAGCUCGGAAACCAGUCAAUAUAAAUAAGAAUAGAAAUAACGACAUUGUACCCAUGGAAUGUUUUCGAGUUCAUUUGACUCCGAAACCUGGAGUAGAUGGAAGCGAUUACAUAAAUGCAACUUGGCUCAUCGGAUAUCAUAAAAUGAGAGAAUUCAUAAUCACGCAAACGCCAUUAGAAAACACAAUAAUGGAUUUUUGGCAAAUGGUUUGGGACCACAGCGCACAAACUGUCGUUCUUCUAACCAGCACGGAAAGUCAAGAUUUGAAUAUAUUUUGGCCGACGGAUCAAAACCUUUUAGAGGGUGAAAAUUACAAAGUGAAACUCGUGGUCGAAAGCGAACAAAAUGGCUGCACGACGAAAGAUUUCGCAUUACAAUCCGCUCAAGACGAUUACGAUUUACCGGUUAGAAUAUUUCAUUUUCCAUCUUGGCCUCAUUCUUGUUCUCCGCUUCACAAAGUUUUCGAUCUAAUAAAAAAAGUACAAGAGUGGAAUAAGGAAACGCAACACGGUCCCGUCAUCGUCGUCGACAGGUACGGAGGUACGGAAGCAGCAACUUUUUGCUUGCUCACGUCUGCUUGCAAACAGUUAACUCACGAAAGCCACGUUGAUAUAUACAUGUUUGCAAAACUCUAUCACAUGAGACGUUUAGGAAUUUGGUCUGCUGUGGUAAGUCGGUUUGAAUUUUUCUUAAAGCGAACGAGAGAAAAACCAAACAGACGUUCCCGUGUCGUGUCGUGUCAUUAA
Molecule: messenger RNA, 2595 nt
Organism: Pediculus humanus corporis (human body louse)
Lineage: Eukaryota; Metazoa; Arthropoda; Insecta; Psocodea; Pediculidae
Product: Receptor-type tyrosine-protein phosphatase alpha precursor, putative
Exons: 10
Coding region: 1-2595 (864 amino acids)
Biological process (GO): protein dephosphorylation
Molecular function (GO): protein binding; protein tyrosine phosphatase activity
Source: RefSeq, a predicted model, not a curated record